AGCGAAAGUGUCCGGACACACCGGAACCAUUGAGUUCAGAGGGACAGACGCGGUCCGGGGACACCUGUGUCUCUGCAGGUCAUUCAGCGUCUCACUCGGAUCAUCCUCCCUCCAGCAGAUAAGUUGUGCUCUCUAUCAGUGUUGCUUCGCCUCUCGUUCUGCACGGAUGAAGCACAGCGGCUCCUCCUGAUUCAGUGAGUGAAAGAGAGAGCAAAGAGGAGGAGCGUGGAGGAAGGAGGGCAGCAACAGUUUCACACUGCUCCAGAGAGAGAGGCGUGUUAGAGCGAGGGCGACGGACGGAGGGGCAGAGGAGCUCGCUGCAGUGCAGGUGGAUCUCAGCCGUGUGGUGGAGAGGACGACUCAGAGGCGGCAGUUUGACUCGGAUCGUCGGUUCAGCAGGAAUGACUCAGUGGGCCGGCUCCGCGGAGGGAAUUGCUGCUUCAGGCCGAAUGAUUUGCAGCCCUGCUGGCCUCGAUUUCCUCUCCCAGGGAGAUGUUUGUAUCUCUCUGAAUUCAACACCGCAUGCCCGCUCUCGGGGUCAAGGUCUGAGAUGCAUCAUUGUGGCCAAUGAAGAUAGAUUUCUCAGGGUCACAUGUGACUUAUCGCUCUUCGAACUUGUACGUGUAAUUCGAUAACAUUUUAGAAGUAGCCAAAUGAAGUUAGUUUUCCCCACAUGCAGAGUCUGAGGAGGGGAGCACAGAGCAAUUCCAUGGUGAAGUAUGGUCCCCUCUUUCUCAAUCAACCCCGGUGACCUAAGCACCUCUCCAACUCUUCUCCUUAUGUUUCCACUUAAGGAGGGAUGAUGGACUGUGCAGCAUCUUUCAAACAGAGAUCCUAGUCUCCUGCAGUUUGAAACAAAACUCUCAUUUGGCCAGCUCUGCUUGUUUAUACUUAAGCAGACAAAACAGGUGUGUGUGUGUGUUAUAAAAAGACAGGAAGGGGUGUGUCUUAUCAUCCAAGAAAUGGGUGUUGUCUCCUCAUGCUAACUUGUGUUGUAAAUCACUGUUUUAUGUAAUGGUACGCUGGGUUUGUGACUGUGUGUGUGUGUGUGAAAUAGCUUGGCUAGCCUGCUUGCGAUUAUGUCAUUCAACAUGGUUUCCAGCUGUCCGAGUCAGCUGCAUUUAAUUUAGCUUUCAAGAGAGUCAUCCCCAAGUUGUGUGUGUGUGUGUGUGUGUGUGUGUGUGUGUGUGUGUGUGUGUGUGUGUGUGUGUGUGUGUGUGUGUGUGUGUGUGUGUGUGUGUGUGUGUGUGUGUGUGUGUGUGUGUGUGUGUGUGUGUGUGUGUGUGUGUGUGUGUGUGUGUGUGUGUGUCUGUCUCUGUGUGUGUGUGUGUGUGUCUUUAAAAUUUAUCCUAAAUCGUUUGCAUAAAAAUGCACACUCAAUAAACUCUGUAGUCACACGCUGGCCCACAGAGUGAAGAAAUUAUAGCCGUCAGUUACUGGCUGAUAAAAGCUCUGACUUUCUUUUUUUCAUUCCUCUUUCAUGAUUGGGAUUUGGGUCUGACGGAGCGCUGUGGUCCAACUCUUAAGUUAAACCAAAUGUCUUUGGGCCGGGUCCCACUGAGCGGCUUAAACGUAGAGUCAGAGCCAUUGACUGAGUGAGCGAGGUGAAGCAGGCAUGAGUGCGGACAGCCAUCAGGAGGUGGUGACCACUCCCCCUCCGCCUGGUGGAGGGACCAAGGAGCGCUACUUCGACCGGGUCAACGUCAAUGAUCCCGAAUACAUCAGGGCCAGGAACAUGUCGCCCGACCUGCGGCAGGACUUCAACGUUCUGGAGCAGAAGAAACGUGUCACACAGAUUCUACAGAGCCCCGCCUUCAAGGAGGAGCUGGAGGGUCUGAUCCAGGAGCAGCAGAGGAAGGGGAACAACCCCUCCGGCCUGCUCGCCCUCAGACAGAUCGCAGACUUCUUCAUGGCCAGCUCAGUGGCUGGUUUCAACACCUCCUCCCUCAGUCUGGGGAUGGUCACGCCCAUCAACGACAUGUACGGAGUGGAAUCCGCCACCAUGGUGAAAGGCGAGAGGCUGACGCGCUGUAAACUGGCCAGCCUCUACAGACUGGUGGACCUGUUCAGCUGGGCACACUCCGCCAACUCUUAUAUCACAGCCCGAGUCAGUAAAGAGCAAGACCACAUCCUUAUCCUCCCGAGAGGUCUGUCAUUCGCUGAGGCCUCUGCAUCAAACCUGGUGAAGGUCAACAUCAUCGGGGAUGUGAUCGAGCAGGGCUCCACCAACCUGAGGGUCGACCCUGCAGGGUUCAGCCCCCACGCCGCCAUCUACUCAAUGCGUCCAGACAUACGCUGCAUCAUACAUGUGCACACUCCUGCCACGGCUGCAGUUUCAUCUAUGAAGUGUGGAAUCCUGCCCAUUUCCCAGGAGGCAUUAAUCCUGGGUGACAUCGCAUACUACAACUACCAGGGCAGCCUGGAUGACCAGGAGGAGCGCCGAGACUUGCAGAAGGCCCUGGGGCCGACAACAAAGGUGCUGGUGCUGAGGAAUCAUGGCGCGGUUGCUCUUGGGGAAACCGUUGAAGAGGCCUUUCAGGUCAUCUACAAUGUCCAGUAUGCCUGUGAAAUCCAGGUGCAUGCCAUCUCGUGUGCCGGCAGCGUGGACAACCUGAUCGUGCUGGACCGGGAGAAGUACAAAUCGCGAACGGCCGACAUUGCCACAGCAGGUCACAUCAACAUGGCCAGCCAGAUCAAGUGGAAGGCAGGGGAGCUGGAGUUUGAGUCCCUGAUGAGGAUGCUGGAUAACCUGGGCUACCGGACCGGCUACACCUACAGACACCCCAUCGUCCGGGAGAAGCCGCGGCACAAGAGCGAUGUGGAGAUCCCCGCCACCGUCAGCGCGUUCCUGUUCGAGGAGGAGGAGGACUGCAGUGCCACGCGCCUGCCCUACAAGUUCCUGCAGCAGCGGCAGCAGAGGGAGAAGACGCGCUGGCUCAACUCGCCGAACAGCUACACCAAGGUCAACGUGGAGGGCGGCGACGAGCGCUACAACAGCCGGACGACCACGUGGUUGAAGGCGGAGGAGACAGGAACCCCGAUCAGGAUCGAGGACCCCAAUCAGUUUGUCCCUCUCAACACGGACCCCACUGAGGUUCAGCAGAAGAGGAACAAAAUCAGAGAGCAGAACCGGUUUGAUGUGAUGACGUCAGGUCCACGCUCUCAACACCUCGCAGGAAUCCCUGUCGACGCACCACGACAGCCAUACGUGCCCACAGAGGAGGAGCAGAUGGUUCCCCAGCCUCCGAACCCCUUCAGUGAGCUGUUGGACAAGGACCAAGAGCAGUUCCGCAAAAAAGCCGAGCGAGGGCAACUGGGACUCAGUGAUGGCGAGCACGAGCUAACCUCCGACGACGGCUCCACUCUCUCUCAGUCUCUGUCUCUCACCCAGUCCCCGCACAGCACUCCGGCUAAAGAAGACAACCACGGGGGCCUGAUGAACGGCAAAGACAACCACAGGGACGUGGACGAGGAGCUGUCCAAGCGCGUCAGCCAGCUGACCACCAGCGUGGAGAGCGUGGAGAUCACGGUGCGCUCCGGCGAGAAGAUCGAGGAGGCGCUGUCUCCCGAGAGCUCGCCCUCCAAGUCCCCCAACACCAAGAAGAAGAAGAAGUUCCGCACCCCUUCCUUCCUGAAGAAGAACAAAAAGAAAGAGAAGACGGAGGCCUGAGAUUAAACGAGCGUCAGGGGCGAGGCAGGCGGGGGAAUCCUUCUGUGUAGAAGAGUGAGGGGGGGCAGUCACCGCUUCUGUUAAAGCGUCUGUGUUUUUUAUUUUGUCUCUGUGUUUAAUGUCCUUUUAUGUUUUUAAUUUUAUUAGAUUUUUUUAACAAAAGGUUUUAUGUGCAAACGGCAAAAGAAAGGAUUACAGAAAAAAAAAAGAAUUGGUUUGUAACAACAAGAGUAUGUUGGGGGAGUUUGGGAUGAGUGUGGGGGUCCACAUAUUCAAACUGCAGUGGUCAGGUGUCUGGUGUCCACACACCUGAUCACCGUGCAGGUCUGUAACAAGGCUCCAUAGAAGCCAGCAAGUGCCAUUUGAGGCCAUUUAGCUCCUGAGUCUCUGGCUCCUCCUGAGUCUCUGGCUCCUCCUGAGUCGUCUCCCCUCGGCUGAUGAUCCCAACUUGAAACCACAGAGCGUAUUGCUUGCGUCAAAAUCCAAUUUUAUGAAAUGAUUGGAUCGCAACCUGAAAGUUGUAAAACUGCACAAGUCGAAACUAAAACCUCUUGUUCAUUAUUUAACCUGUCCAGACUUCCGGGUCUUUUCGGGUUUCGUCUUUUUCUCACAUUCUGGUGACCUGACACAUCGGGGGAACCGAGAGGCCACAUGAAACCUGAGGUCACACUGGAAUGAGUUUGUGUGGAUUCCUCUGCUGUGAGGGACGUUUCUCUCUCACUCUCUUCGGGCUUCUUUACGGCGCAAGGCAUCCGAUACAAACCUUCUCCACGGCCGAUUGUGUCUGACGAGUUACCGGGUUAACAAACUGGACUAGAGGGUCAGGAUGAGGCUGGUGGUCCGUCACAGCCGAGUCCACGUUAUCUCACGAGAGCUGCCGACAAAUUAAAUAUAUUUAUGUAGCAUUGUUCCUUUUCUUCAUCUCAGUGUUUUUUGCCAAACUAAAUGAAAGAAUGAAAAAAAAAAAGAUCUCAUUUUAGCAAGUGUCCGCGUCUAGUUUGUCAUCUCAUGAAAUUUUAACUUUUUUACCGAAACAAAUUCGGUAUCAGUCGACUAUGUUUUGUACUCGUUUCUAAGCUUUUCCAGAGAACACAGAUGUUACGCAUGUCUUCUCUUUUGCGAGAGCUGAAUUUCUGCGGCUGACUAUGUUCUGUAGUGAUGCCCGAUUGCUCAAAUUAUAUUUUAGUCUUCAGAGUACACAAAUUUACUAUAUAACAUGAAAACUGGAUAUGUUGGCUAUAGAUUUUUAACUAUAUAUUUUUUAUUCUAUUGUGCUGCACUUUUCUCGUGAUAUAUAACACAUUUUAGUUGCAGGUGGUUUCACCAGUGAAGGAGAUUGUGAAGUAUUUGGUAAAAGUAGCAAAGCAAGGCAUGGGGUUGGGGAAAGAUACAAAGUUGUCCGGGGGCCCAGAAAGUGAGUCGCAUGGAGACAGAAAGAAAAGUCGUUCAUUGGUGUCGCACAUGAGAAGUGAUCAACACGUCUCAAGUCAACAGAAAUAACAGAAAACAGGAAGUGUAGCAUUGAAACACUGCAUUGAACUCUCCGCAGUCGUUUGCUGUUAUGAGAAUCUUGGGUCGUGGAGCAGUGACAUAUUUGUUUUUGGUGUGUUUGUGCGUUUGUUUUUAAAGCCAUAUUGUAAUUAUUUUCCUCCAUAAAUUUGCUUUUUUUUAACGAUGAGACAAGGGUUGCGAUUCUCGUCUGCCUGCGCAGCCGUCGAGGACCCUCAUAAGACUUAUAUUAAAUCACCCCAGUGACUGCAUCGACUCCUCUCAGGCUUCCUCCCCCAAAAAAACCUCCUAAUCUCUGUAGCUACAUUCACAGUAGCUACGCUUCCCCGCUGAAUUUUCUCAUUUACUUCCUACUGGUACUGGAACCAUUUGAGGGAGGUUGUAUGGACAGUUAUUUUAUUAUUUUAUUAUCUUUGAUCACUCUGCAAGCCCGGUCGUCAUUUCAGUUUCUAAAGCCUCCCCUCGUGUAAUUUCCCCGGCAAACACGAUUGUGGCGUAACCGUCAGAUGACCCACAGUUGAACUCUGCAAAAGCCAAAGUGUGAUGGGUUGCCACACAUCCCCCCCCCCCGGUUGCCACACAUCCCCCCCCCCGGAGUUUAACCAGAUAUACCAAUAUCCCAGUUAGCAAUGUGAAGUAUUGGAUUUGGAGGGAGGGAAGGAGGGAGGGUUUGGGGACACAUCUUUAGCCGUGCUGGAGGCUUUCGGCUCCGGGUGGAGAGCUGAGGUCACACAAGUGAGUGACGGAAAAAGGGAGGUGUGAGUUUGGAAAUGAAAAGUGCAUAUGUCUGCGUGUGUUUGUGUGUGUCUGUGUGUGUGCGCACGUGCGAGAGAAGUAGAGACGGGGCGGGGGGGGUAAAGACAACCUGACACUAACGCACCAUGUUUUCAUCACGCAGACUUGUCUCUUUUUUGUUUUUCUUUCACACCAUCUCUCCUGAAAAUGUUUUUUUUCAUCCUCCAUUUGUAUCGCAGUACGCUGUCUUUUCCUUCUUUCCGUUUGCAAAGAGCACAUGGCUUUUCUUUUUUGUUAAUCAGCCAUUUUAUGAGCAUCCGUUGCUCCCAGAUGAACUGAAUGUGCAUUGCAUCCUUUUUGUUCCCUCCUCUUCUGUUUCCAGCUGUUUGCACCUUGCUUUACUAAUUUACACCUUUUUUUUUCUGUUUAAAAAAAAAAAAAAGAAAAAAGAAAAGAUGGAGUUCUGCUUUGGCAUGCCAGAAUGAGCCAAGCUACUUUGUGACCUGUGAAAAUCCUAUAUACAUGGUUAUCUAAUGGAGUUGCUUUUAGAUGUAUUGCUAAUCAGUGUACAUUCACAAAUAAAACUGUAUUUUAAGAAACGGAA
Molecule: messenger RNA, 6518 nt
Organism: Pleuronectes platessa (European plaice)
Lineage: Eukaryota; Metazoa; Chordata; Actinopteri; Pleuronectiformes; Pleuronectidae
Gene: add3a
Product: adducin 3 (gamma) a
Exons: 17
Coding region: 1616-3670 (684 amino acids)
Biological process (GO): barbed-end actin filament capping
Cellular component (GO): cytoskeleton; postsynaptic density; plasma membrane
Molecular function (GO): actin filament binding
Source: RefSeq, a predicted model, not a curated record